Acanthisitta chloris (rifleman) is the source of this 482-nucleotide messenger RNA. Its product is annotated as hemoglobin subunit rho. Gene Ontology annotation, molecular function: organic acid binding; heme binding; oxygen binding. The record is from RefSeq and is a predicted model, not a curated record. Lineage: Eukaryota; Metazoa; Chordata; Aves; Passeriformes; Acanthisittidae. The coding region runs from base 1 to 444 and encodes 147 amino acids. Gene Ontology annotation, cellular component: hemoglobin complex; haptoglobin-hemoglobin complex; blood microparticle. The transcript is spliced from 3 exons. Gene Ontology annotation, biological process: hydrogen peroxide catabolic process; oxygen transport.
AUGGUGCACUGGUCAGCCGAGGAGAAGCAGCUCAUUGCCAGCGUCUGGAGCAAGGUGAACGUGGAGGAAUGCGGCGCCGAGGCCCUGGCCAGGCUGCUGAUCGUCUACCCCUGGACCCAGAGGUUCUUUGCUGACUUUGGGAACCUGUCCAGCCCCACUGCCAUCAUCGGCAACCCCAAGGUGCGAGCACAUGGCAAGAAGGUGCUCACCUCCUUCGGGGAGGCUGUCAAGAACCUGGACAACCUCAAGGCAACCUUUUCCAAGCUGUCUGAGCUGCACUGUGAGAAGCUGCACGUGGACCCCGAGAACUUCAGGCUCCUGGGAGACAUCCUGGUCAUCGUGCUAGCUGCUCACUUCACCAAGGACUUCAGCCCUGCCUGCCAGGCCACCUGGCAGAAGCUGGUGGGGGUGGUGGCCCAUGCCCUGGCACACAAGUACCACUGAAGUCCCUGGGGCAGCUGCACCUGGGACAGGCAAUAAAA